This is a messenger RNA of Trichoderma gamsii, 2997 nucleotides long. RefSeq lists its product as hypothetical. Gene Ontology annotation, biological process: nuclear division. The transcript is spliced from 5 exons. NCBI's taxonomy places the organism in Eukaryota, Fungi, Ascomycota, Sordariomycetes, Hypocreales, Hypocreaceae. Gene Ontology annotation, cellular component: cytoplasm; nucleus. The record is from RefSeq and is a predicted model, not a curated record. Gene Ontology annotation, molecular function: mRNA binding. Bases 1 to 2997 code for a protein of 998 amino acids.
AUGAAUAAGCUGGCGAAUAUGCGCCACUGGUCCGAGAGGAUGAGUCCAAACUUUGGCAUGGGACGACCCAGCGUGCCCAUGAACAACCUGAACCAGCACUCCAAAUCCGUCUCCCAGCCUGGCCUGCCUCUAACGUCUCCCGCCGCCGACGCCACGAUACACUACUCGUUCAACAUCCCGUUUGCCUCUGACCUGGCUGGGCCCAACACCGAAGACAUUCUGCACGCUACCACCGAUGCCGUCUUGAGAUGGACACACCCAGAGGACGCUCCCGACGAUGUCAACAUCUUUGAGCUCCCUGCCCACGCCCAAAACCUGGCAAACCUGCGCAGGCUCUGCAGGGAUUUGUCCAGCGGCCCUCUGCCCAUCGAAGCUCAAGUCGUCGUCUCAACCCCCAAGAAUGGCAAGAGCCAGCAGAUUACCACCGUCGGUCUGACGGGAUCCCCGGAGCUCGUCAACAAGAGCCGGGAGACCAUUUUGAACGAGAUCCCCAUCUCCAUGCGAUGCAUCACAAUUGACAUCGAUGGAAACUUGGUCUGUGACCUGGCCGCUGGCGUACUCAAAAAGCCCGUCCUGGACAAUCUGGAUUUUAUCUCGAAAUACUGCGGCGUCGACAUCUUUCUGUUGGGACCCAAGUUGACCCCAAUGGUCGAUGGAAUGCUAGGUGAUUCCGAGAUGCGAAUGGACCAGCGCUGGAGAGUUGCCAUCUACGGCGACAUCUUGUCGUCCGAGCACGCCAAGGCCCGAGUGCUUGUUCAGAUUGACACCUUGCUUGGCCGCAUGGUGGAUGGUCUGAAAAUCGAGUCGUCUCUUCACCAACUUGUCUGCGGACGACACCGCAAGAACAUCAAGCUCAUUGAGUCUUCAACCGGGACUGCCAUCUACUUCCCUCCUCUGUUCUCGCAAAUGUAUCGCUACUGCCCACCCAAUGCGAAUCGCCGUGAACCUGCAGACGUCUACAUCACAGGAGACUCUCAUCAGGCCCUAGAGCUGGCCAAGCAGAAGCUUCUUGAGACAGUUUCUCGCAUUCGCCUCUUUGUCAAGGAUGUCAACAUCCCGGCCGCCAAACUCGACAACAUCCUCCUAGGCCGCUUGGACAAGGUCCGCAAGAUUCUCGAGGCUAAUGGAACGUAUAUUAUGCUUCCUCAAUUAGCGUGCCAGCGCACGGCCGUCCGAGUUCACGGAAGUGAGGGCCUGCCGGUUGAACGAACCGUCCGGGAGCUCAUGUCACUGGCUGGCCAGUUUUAUGGCGCCGGAUGGUAUCUUCAACAGCCGGAGAACAGGACUCUCCCUGCCGCUCACGAAAUUCACUCCAUGCUCGCGGAUAUUUGCGCCAACUCUGAUGCAGAAGUGUCCUUUGAUAAGGCGUCUUUCACCGUCACCGGUGCCGACGACUCCGUCAAGUCUGCUCUGGCCGCCAUCUCCGAGUUGAAAUUUGCAACCAUUGCUCCUUAUCAAAUCCGUGUCAAGAUUGAGCUUGCCAACGAGCACAAGGAGUUUGUGAGCGGUAAGAAGAAUGGCAAGAUCAAUAAAAUCAUGGGACAAAGCAAUGUGCAGAUCAUCUUUGACGGCUUCAACGAAUACAACUUUAACAUUGACGUCAUGGCUGCCACCUAUGAAUCCAUGAAGCAAGGUCUGACCUUGGUUGAGCAGGAGAUGCCGGCGUCUAUCUCGUUCCAUGUGCCGGACCAGUACCACAAGCGCAUCAUUGGCAUUGGUGGCCAGCACAUUCAGCGUAUCAUGAAGAAGCAUUCCGUCUUUGUCAAGUUUUCAAACGCCAUGGACAGAGGUAAACAAUUCAAUGAUUCAUCAAUCUAUUUCAAUAAGAGUGUUACUAAAGAGCAAAUGCUAGGUGGCAUGGGACGAGAAGAUGACGACAUCAAAGUCGACAAUGUCAUUUGCCGCACUCCGGCUCGCAAUGCCCAGAAUCUGGAUGCUGUCAAGAACGAGAUUCUUGAAAUGGUUGAUCGAGCUGACUCCGAGUACACCUCUCAGAUUGUUAGCGUUGAUCGAUUGUACCACCGCGAACUAAUUGCUCGCCUCUCAGAAAUUGACGAGCUUGAGCAAAAGUACAACUGCAAGAUCAACUUUCCUAGCACUGAGCAGGCGAGUGACGAGGUCACUGUUACUGGUCCCCAGUGGCAGGUGCCUCACUGCGUUGACGAGUUCCUCGGCAUGGUCCCCGAUAGGCAUGAGUUGGUGCUUGCUCGUAGCGCCAAGUUGGUCAAGUUCCUGGAGUCUCCUGAGUUUGCCCAUGAUCUUGUUCCCAAGUUGAAGAGUCAGUACGAGGUGGAAGUUACUGUUCAUCAGAACCCUGAGGAGACCACCGAAGAUGGCUCCCCCACCGCUACUCUCCUCUGGGGCUUCACGCGCAACAAUGCAGGAGGUCUCCGAGACGCAAUCGACUUCUUGCUCGCCCAGUUUGCUACUGCGGGCGUCGAGGCUGAUAUCGUCAAGGGCUCCAUCCCUCGUCCCAAGUCCGACUCGUUUGAAGAUACGCUUCAGUAUUUCGAUUCCAAGCUUCUUCAACACGCACCCGCUUCGGCGGCCGGCGACUCUCCCAUCAAGAAUGCUUUCAAUGCAGACAUUGCCCGAGAACGCAGCAGCAUUCUUGAUCGCCUCAGGCGCCCGGGGAGCAUGACGUCCAUCUCUUCCUUCUUGGACCGCAGAAAGAACAGCUCACACUCGGCCGCAGGCAGCUUCUUCAAGGGCUCUGCCAACGUCUCCAAGUCGUCGCUCAUCUCGAUCGAGUCGACACGUAGCUUCAACGCCGAUCGAAACCCUUGGAACGACAGUGGUGUCAACCUGGCUGACGAUGAGAACCCUUGGGCUCGUCCUAUCAGCAACCACCACUUCGAGAGCAAGUUAACCAUCCCCCUUUCCAAAGACGCCAUCACUCCGCGCCACACUACCCGUGCGUCCGGUGAUAGCGGGCGACCUUCUACUUCACACUCUAUGAAUUCAGGAUACCCCGCCCCCAUUGGGCCUUUCCGUUAG